Porites lobata is the source of this 1292-nucleotide messenger RNA. Lineage: Eukaryota; Metazoa; Cnidaria; Anthozoa; Scleractinia; Poritidae. The record is from the annotation of a GenBank genome assembly.
AGCCACAGCUACACGGAAGACAACACCUGUCUGCCAGAAGGUACUGAGCACUAGUUGUUCUGAGCUAAAUUGUGCCCUAGCUACCAGUUGUAAAGAUAUAUUCUGUGGAAUUUGUAUACGCAAAAGCGAUUCGAAUUUAAUAAUCGAUUGACAUAGCAUUUGUUGAUUUUGCGAUAAUUCGAGAUGAAUGUAUAUGGUACAUUCUCAUGCAAUACUGCCAGCUCCGUCACCAUAUUUUUCAUUUAAAGCAGUUUCCAAACCACUCUAUGCAAUAAUAUUCCAGUCCUUCCAAUCCGCCUCUUUCUCCAUUGGCAUCUCCUACCCCAUUAUUGAGUUUGAUAUUUGGUGCCACGCAAUUUUCAGCAAGCAUUAAUAGUUAAGAUGCAAAUGCAACGCACGCUACCUUUCUCGUCUUGCUAUCCGAUGCUUAAGUCUUGUUUGCUCAUCCGGACACUUUUACUGUAUCCGUUAUGAGGUAUACUUGACGCUCACCGCUAAUAUUUGGCCUCCAGUCUUCUCUACAAAAUUAGUCGUUCUUCCAAAUUUCUUGUAUCCUCUGGCCCCUCCUAAUGUUGAUAAUCGCUAAAUAUUGUCAAGCAGAUAAAAGUAAAGUUUUGUCGCAAAAUUUUGUUGCGGUGUUACAAAACGUGCCAUGGUCGAAGAUUUGACCCCAUAAGGAGGAAUCCAGCUAGCGGUCAGGGUGGUACUUAAACUCGGGGGCACCGGAUUACAAGUCCAGCUCAGCUCGACCCCGCGCUAUAACCUCGAGGCCAAGCUGCCUCCUGCCUGGUUUGCGAUUAGUCCCUAAACAACACUUUCCACAUGGAUGACAAUUUUCAAUGGUUCUGGUAAAUGAACCAGUUGCUCGCAUCAUGCAGUGUCUGUGAAAUGCUUUGAGGGUUCAUCCACUAGUCAUUAUCUGUACUUAAUUCAAUUUGUGAAUGAUUCUUAAUUACUUUCCCUGUCUUUCUCUCUCCUUCUUAGAAUGUGUAAAUUAUCGACGUAUUACCAAUGCUGACAGAAAAGUCACGUACGGAAAAGUUUCAGUACAAUGUGACAAAACAAUAGACGCCGCAUGGUACAGGUUCGAAGGCGCGGCAGGGACAAGGAUGCCGACUUCAUGUCCGCCUUUAUAUAAGUGUAACACCAACGCUCCCGGCUGGCUGAAGGGCGGACAUCCAAGCGUGGCAGAUGGUCAGGUUUCAAGGAAAGCGUGUUUUCAUUGGUCAAACUGUUGCUCUCUCUCCACCAACAUUAAAGUAAGGAACUGUGGUUCCUAUUAUGUCUACUAG